CUGAUUGCUUCCUCAGGUCACAGACAUGAUGCGGCCUCACACGGACCUCCCCAGCAUGUCCUGGAUGCUGUUCUCCUGCCUGAUGCUCCUGUCUCAGGUCCAAGGUGAAGACUCGCCCAAGGAAGUGCCCACUCCACGGAUCAGGUGUCCCAAAGGCUCCAAGGCCUAUGCCUCCCACUGCUAUGCCUUGUUUAUGACACCAAAAUCCUGGAUGAACGCAGAUAUGGCCUGCCAGAAGAGACCCUCGGGACACCUUGUGUCUGUGCUCAGUGGGGCUGAGGCAUCCUUUGUGGCCUCCCUAGUACAGAACAGUGCAAACACUUACUCAAACAUCUGGAUGGGGCUCCAUGAUCCCACAGAGGGCUAUGAGCCCAAUGCAGGUGGAUGGGAGUGGAGUAGCACGGAUGUGCUGAAUUACCUUGCCUGGGAGAGACACCCCUCCACCAACCCAAACCCCGGCUACUGUGGGAGUCUGUCAGCAAGCACAGGAUAUCUGAAAUGGAGAGAUUAUAACUGCGGUGCGAUGCUACCUUAUAUCUGCAAGUUCAAGGACUAGGUCUGGUGGGACGUCAGGAGCCUGAGUUUUGUGUGCAGCUCAUCAUGGACACAGGACCAAGUGUGACAACCCACCCUAGAAGGGGACAGCCUCCCAUGCCUUCAAACUUGACCACCUCAUUUGACCUUCCCUUCUCUUCAGCCUCAUUUCAAACUCUUCUGUAUCUUCUAUAACUUGAGUUUCAACAGGCAGAAUAAAAAAUAAGAAAUUUGGUCUGCAAUUGCCUCUUUUGUG
Panthera uncia (snow leopard) is the source of this 790-nucleotide messenger RNA. Its product is annotated as lithostathine-like. Gene Ontology annotation, molecular function: oligosaccharide binding; signaling receptor activity; peptidoglycan binding. Gene Ontology annotation, biological process: antimicrobial humoral immune response mediated by antimicrobial peptide; response to peptide hormone; venom-mediated disruption of cell wall in another organism. The coding region runs from base 26 to 556 and encodes 176 amino acids. The record is from RefSeq and is a predicted model, not a curated record. The transcript has 5 exons. NCBI's taxonomy places the organism in Eukaryota, Metazoa, Chordata, Mammalia, Carnivora, Felidae.